This is a messenger RNA of Sclerotinia trifoliorum, 3473 nucleotides long. The record is from the annotation of a GenBank genome assembly. NCBI's taxonomy places the organism in Eukaryota, Fungi, Ascomycota, Leotiomycetes, Helotiales, Sclerotiniaceae.
CACAACAAAGCAAACAGAAAAAAUAUCACCACCAUAACCAUGCCCAUCAUCACCAUCACGACCCAUCACGCUUUCUAAAUUUGGUUAACGUCGAUAGUCAUUGGAAUGUCGCCUUUUUGAAACUCAAUGUCAUUCUUUCAUGCGAGGGGGAACUUGCGCAUAUACAACGCAAUCGCCCCAUUUCAUCCUCUAAAUACCAGACGAUGUACUGGCAAUUCUUCGUCUCAUAUCGCUCUUUUAUCUGCUACUAAUCAUAUUUUGGAUUUCAAACCUCAACUUAUUCACCGAGGGAAAAAAACCAAAUCUUCUUUUAAUUUCAAUGACCUUCCUCAUGCUUUGGAUUUAAGGCCUCUGGAGUCUUUACACCUGGAGCGAUCAAUUAUUAAGAAUAAGUCACCAGAUAGAGCUUCGUUGGAAUUUUCCGAAGAUGUCCAGGGUUUAUUCCAGGAGCCAGAGCCGGCGGCAGCUGCGUCUCAAGAAUUGCCAAAUUCCGCAGCCUUGGAAGAUGUUGGAGAGGACAGCAAAAAGGGGAAACUAUCAAGGAGAGCCAAGCGGAUGGGAAGUUUACCUCAAGGUUUGAUAACUCUCGACGCUGAAUCCUUAGAAGUGCAAGAAUCUCUGUCAUUAGGUGGGAACAAGGUCAAAAAGACUCAAGCAUCAAGCGAGGUAAAGCUUCUCCAAGGACUUCUUGCUUUGGAACCAUUGGAAAUUGAACAUGAGCCGCCGCCAUACCCGACUGUGAUCAUGCAGGCACGUAGUAAUAUGCUCAAGUUCGAGAAUUGCGUGGUUGUCACUCGUGUUGGUGGUUUUUAUGAAUUAUAUUUCGAGCAUGCGGAUGAGUAUGGUCCACUUCUAGGCCUCAAAGUUGCCCAGAAGAAGACAAAUGCUGGACCUGUUUCCAUGGUAAGUCAUCAUAAUGUAAUCAAAUCACCAUGUAAUAACGGUGAAUAGGCUGGGUUUCCCUUUCAUCAACUUGAUCGUUAUUUAAAGAUACUUGUCCAAGAUCUAAACCGUUAUGUUGCUAUCUCGGAAGAGUUUCCACAUGAUCUUUCGGAAAAGGUAAAAUCUGGAGGUCUGAUGCAUGACCGAAAAGUGUCACGGAUUGUUACACCCGGCACGCUCAUCGAUGAAGGUUUUAUGGAUCCUCUAUCGAAUAACUAUGUGCUUGCCAUACAUGUGCAACACGAUGAAACAGCUGAAGCCCUUGAGCAGGGAAGUCAUCAUAAAUCAAUCGGAUUGGCUUGGCUGGAUCUAUCGACUGGCCAUUUCUUCACACAACAAUCAUCACUAUUGCAACUUCCUUCUUUCCUGGCCCGUGUAGCCCCACGCGAAAUUAUAUUGGAUGAAGAGAUGCAAUCUUUUAAAAGCCACCAAGUAUUUACCAUUCUCACCGAUGAACACCACAUAAUCACUUAUGCAACCCUAUCUGGAGUGAAGCCUAUAUCUGAGUGGAGUCCUAUGCUAGAAUCAGCAGUCUCACCGUCCUCGGCCGAUGCCUUUUCGGAAGAAGAGGUGUCGGCUGGUAGUUGCUUGCUUCAAUAUGUCGAGACAAGAUUACAAAGCACAAACAUGAAACUUCAACCUCCGGUUCGCCAAUUGAAUGUCAUGGGAAUCGACAAGAAUACCAUGAGAGCCCUUGAGAUUAAAAAGACCAUCAAGGAUGAUACCUUCAGUGGGAGUCUAUUGCACACAAUUCGACGAACAGUGACCAAAGGAGGUGCAAGACUGUUGGAAAAUUGGCUUGGCAAGUUUGUCCUGUGUACUUAACUUUAUCUCAGUGUUUCCAAAGGCUAACGAAAAUAGCUUCACCUUCAACAUCUUUGGAUGUAAUAAAUUCGCGACUCGAUGUCGUGACAUACAUGCUUGAAGCUGAGCCUCUGCGGGAGCGAAUGAUAACUCUCCUGAAACGCAGCCACGAUUCCCAUCGCCUACUACAAAAAUUUGCAUUUGGUAGAGGAGAUGCUGAUGAUCUUCUCGAUCUGGCUAGCACAAUAUUUGCCACUCGAGAUCUCGCAUUUGCACUUGAAAUCCAGAAUGCCACAUCUGAACCUUGCAUACAGGAAUUACUCGCUCGUAUUCACCUCAAAGGCCCGAUGGAACUAGCCCAAGCAAUCAAAGACGCCAUCGACGAAGAGGGGCUCGUCCAACAACACCGUAUUGAAGAGGGCGAAAGUGGGGAAAUGCAGGCAUUGGCCGAAGCGAUCGUUGCUUCAGAAGGAACCACAGAAGAAACUUCCUUCCUCCGAAAAAGCCGCAAGAAACCCGCCAACAGCAUUCGCGAGUACUACAACCAAGAAAACGAAGCCUGGAUCAUGAAAUCAACGGCUACUCCGACCCUCAAACAUCUUCACGAAAAGCUCUCCUCUCUCUCUGAUCAAAAAGGCGCCCUGGCAGCCUCUCUUUGCGACCGUCUUGGCGCAACAAGUCUCACCCUUCGCUUCACCCCCGGUCUCGGCCACAUCUGCCACGUCAAAGGCAAAGAUAUAAAUCUCAAUAUCCCCGAAGCCCGCACCAUCAGUUCCAGCAAAAGUACGCGCUCCCUUCACCAUCCCGAAUGGUCAGCAUUAGGCCAAGAAAUCGACCAAUGUCGCAUCCAUAUCCGAGCUGAAGAACAACGACUCUUCUAUAAACUCCGUGAAUUGGCCAUCACCAACCUCAUUAAGCUUCGACGUAAUGCUACUGUAUUGGAUGAAAUCGAUAUUGCAUGUUCAUUUGCUACUUUGGCAGAUGAGAGGGGUUGGAUUCGUCCUGUCCUCAACACCAGUUCAGCGCAUAAGAUUAUUGGCGGGAGACAUCCUACAGUUGAGACUGGACUAGAGGAAGAAGGACGGAGUUUUAUCUCAAACGAUUGUCUCGUGGGAGAUGUCCAUCGGGCAUGGUUAAUCACGGGACCCAACAUGGCUGGAAAGAGUACAUUCUUGCGACAAAAUGCGUUGAUUACCGUUCUUGCACAAGUGGGUUCGUAUGUACCUGCCGAGUAUGCAGAGCUGGGAAUUGUGGAUCAUAUAUUCAGUCGUGUUGGAUCUGCAGAUAAUCUCUACCGAGAUCAAUCUACGUUUAUGGUGGAGAUGUUGGAGAGUGCGGUGAUCCUUAAAAAUGCGACAUCACGAUCAUUUGUUAUUAUGGAUGAAAUUGGUAGGGGAACAACACCUACUGAUGGUGUUGCUGUAGCUUUUGCAUGCUUGCAUCAUCUUUAUCACGUGAAUAAAUGCAGGGCAUUGUUUGCAACUCAUUUCCAUUCAUUGGUGGAUCUGAUAGAGGAGGAUGAAAUGGACGCAGUGGGCUUCUAUUGCACAGACGUGGAAGGAGACGAUGGGGACGUGGACGGAGCAUUCAGAUAUAUGUAUAAAUUGAAGGAGGGUGUCAACAAACAGAGUCACGCUCUCAAGGUUGCCAAAUUGGCUGGAUUGCCAAGAGAAGCUAUCGAGGUUGCUAGGCAGGUCUUGGGGGGAAAAGAUAUGAAUUCUGAAUAG